AUCAAUUGCCCAGAUUCUCGUCAUCUAUACCAGUUGGAAGGAUGUCGAACGCUUCGUGGCUUCAGAUCCCACGGGAUUCUCCCUUCUCUCUUGCCAAUAUCCCCUUUGGUAUCAUCUCGACAGCUGGAUCGACUGACCCCCGUCCGGCCGUUGCUAUCGGAGAAUAUGCAUUGGACCUCUUCGCCUUCUCCUCUGCCGGUGGCUUCUCUAAGCUCCCAUCUUUCUCACCACACGUCGAUGUCUUCGCCAAGCCGACCCUGAACGACUUUGCCGCCUUGGGCAGACCAGUUCACCGUGAGGUCAGAGGGUACCUGCAGGAUGUCUUCCGUGAAUCUACUUCAUACCCAGAGAUCCUUAAGACCAACGAGGACCUCAAGAAGAAGGCUCUCCUCCCGCUGAAGGACGUCACCAACCAUGUGCCCAUGAGAAUUGGUGACUACACCGAUUUCUACGCCGGCCUCAACCAUGCAUUCAACGUCGGAGUCCUGUUCCGCGGGCCUGACAAUGCCCUCCAGCCAAACUACAAGCAUCUUCCCGUUGGAUAUCACGGACGUGCUUCCUCCGUCAUCGUCUCUGGUCAGCCCGUUCGCAGACCGAACGGCCAGAUCUUGGCUAACCCCGCCGCUACGCCAAAGGUCCCAGUCUUCUCCCCUUGCAAGAAGCUUGACAUUGAGCUUGAAUUGGCAGUCUUUGUCGGCAAGGGAAACAAGAUGGGUGAGCCAAUCUCCAUUGAGCAGGCCGAAGAUCACUUGUUCGGUGUCGUCUUGAUGAACGACUGGUCAGCUCGUGACAUCCAGGCAUGGGAGUACAUUCCACUCGGCCCAUUCAACUCCAAGAACUUUGCUACUUCCAUCACUCCCUGGGUUGUCCUCAUGGACGCCCUCGAGCCAUUCCGCUCCACCGGCCUCGCUGCUGAAGAAGGCUUGGAUAACUUGCUUCCUUAUCUCCGCGAGAAGAGAGCUGAGAACGUGUACGACAUGCAGCUUCAAUUCGACCUCAAGCCGGCAAACAGCAGUACCACCACCACGGUGGCCAAGACAAACGCAAAGAACUUGCUCUACUCUUUCGCCCAGAUGCUUACGCACCACUCUGUAACCGGGUGCAACAUGAACACUGGCGACUUACUUGGUAGUGGAACCAUCUCCGGGAAGGAGACCGGAACCCUUGGAAGUUUGUUGGAGAACACCCAAGGUGGCAAGCAGCCAUUCAAAUUGGCAGAUGGCACCGACCGUGUCUUCCUCGAGGACGGUGACGAGGUUACCCUUAAGGGCAUGUGUGGUGAAGAAGGAAGCUAUGUAGGCUUUGGAGAUUGCACCGCUACCAUUCUCCCUGCUCCCGCCAUCAACUAG
This is a messenger RNA of Microsporum canis CBS 113480, 1349 nucleotides long. Its product is annotated as fumarylacetoacetase. Gene Ontology annotation, biological process: L-phenylalanine catabolic process; homogentisate catabolic process; L-tyrosine catabolic process. The transcript has a single exon. Lineage: Eukaryota; Fungi; Ascomycota; Eurotiomycetes; Onygenales; Arthrodermataceae. The coding region runs from base 42 to 1349 and encodes 435 amino acids. The record is from RefSeq and is a predicted model, not a curated record. Gene Ontology annotation, molecular function: fumarylacetoacetase activity.